GUUCAGUCAAUCAGCUAAUGCUGAGUACUAACUGAAUGAUAACCAGGCAUAAUGAUAACAAAUUGUUAGCUAUUGUUGCAGAGUAAAUCUUUUUCCUUAUUUGUUUUCCCAAUCAAACUGGGAAUUGCAGGCGACUGUUAAAUUAGUCAUGCAAUACUGCCUUCUUCCACAAUGCCUCAUGAAAAUCAAUAUUCAGCAUGGAUGGGCUCGGUGUAUGUGUUCAACCUCAUUGUCGGCACUGGGGCUCUGACGCUUCCUGGUGCAUUUGCUUCAGCAGGAUGGCUUCUGUCAAGUGCAGGCAUCAUCAUUUUGGCUCUUUUCAGCUACAUAACCGCAGGAUGGAUAGUAGAAGCCAUGGCGUGCGCCAAUGCCAUCAACCACUGGCGCAGGGUGAAGCAGCUUAAAAAGCGCGGACACGUACCAGACGAGCUUGUGAAUCGCACGCUCGAGAACGCCGCUGAAGGAAGCAGGAACGCAGCUUUAUUGGCUGGCACUGGCAGUGAUGAGCCUGCAAACGUCCACUCUGCCGCAGCAAAGUCCAGCAGCGCUGGCGGUGAUACUAGUGAUGCUAGUGAUGCUGCCUCUUCUCUUGCUGCUGCUGCUGCUAAUGAAACAGAUGAUUCUGAUGAUAUUAACGUUGAAACAACCGAGGCCAGUGAGAUGAUUACUACGUCAUCUGAUUCGCCGUCGUCUGAAGACCACGAGGAGGAAGAAACUCCCCUCAUCCACGGUGUUGUCAUAGAGAGAACUGUGGGCCAGUAUUAUGCCAUCCAAGAACGGGUCGAAAUGGGAGAAAUGGCAAAACUUUUCUAUUCAAAAUGGUGGGUGCAGGUUUUCUGCGUUGUUUUGUGCAUUUACUUGUAUGGAGAUCUCGCCAUCUAUGAAGCGGCCGUCGCCAAGUCCGUUCGUGAUAUGGUAUGCACCUAUGUUCCUACGAACUGCUCACAAGCGCUGCAUGACAGCGACCCUUGCUUCCCGGACUCCGACUACUCCAGAUUCAACGUUUACAGAAUAUGUGUGUGUUGUUUCGUGGGCGUCAUGGGUCCAUUCGUGUUCUUGAACUUGACCAAGACGAAGUACAUGCAAAUUGUGACCUCCAUCAUUCGCUGGAUUGCUAUGAUAGUGAUGAUCGUCUGGGCGGUGGCGGUGAUAGUAAAGGGCAACACUCACGUGAGCCCCGCGGUGGCGCGGUGGCAGAACCUGCCUGACCUGUUCGGGGUGUGCGUCUACAGCUUCAUGUGCCACCACUCGUUGCCAUCACUCGUCACGCCCAUCGCUGUCAAGACGCAUCUUUAUAAGUUGCUUGCCGCCGAUUACAUCCUGAUCUUGCUGUUCUAUCUACUCCUUGCAUUCACGGGCAUUUUUGCGUUCCCUAACAUUGAAGAUCUCUACACCAUCAACUUCCAGCCUGACCCUUGCAAGCAUGGACAACCAGUCUCCUUCGUCUACAUAGUCAGGGUAUUUUUAUUGAUGUUUCCGGUGUUUACGCUCAGCACAAACUUCCCCAUCAUCGCCAUCACUCUGCGCAAUAAUCUUAAAGGGCUGAUGCUACGAGAGACGCGGCGCUACGGCUUCUUCACAACGCGGCUAUCAUUCCCGCUACUGGCCACGAUCCCACCCACAGUCGUGGCGCUCAUCACGUGUAACGUCGAGCUUCUCGUCGGCAUUACCGGGGCCUUCGCUGGCUCCAUCAUACAGUACGUUAUACCGGCUACUAUGGUGCACAGCGCUCGGGUAGAGACGCUUCAGAAAAUAGGCUUGGGCGUCCGCAACCCAUUCGUGUCGCCCUUCCAAUCAGCGUUCUGGCGCUACCUCAUCUGUGUCUGGGCGCUGCUCUGCUGGGUAUUCGUAGCCGUCUACCUCAUACGGACUGAAAGCUGACCUCCUUGACCCUCCUUUAGCUUACGAAGGAAGAAUGUGAUCUAACUUACGCCCUUCCAUCUUGAACUGCUCGGUCAAUGGUGGAGUUGCAGUAUCUUUGUAUAUAUAUUAUCUGUGUGACAAUUAAAUUGAUAUAUAGGUCCUGCCUAUUUAAGUGCAUAAAAUAAUUUACCGAGAUGCUUCGUUGAAUUUGUCUGAUUCUCCGAGUGUUUGUUUGGCUGUGAACUCCGAUGCAGGCGCGUUGUGCUCGUCGACUUCCUCGGGUUGUCAGAGACGCUCCGAGGGAACUUGAAACGUCUGUUCUUCUGUUCCUAGAGAUUGUGAAUUUUAUUUCAUCACUUCAUCAAGCUUUGAUGUAGUAAAUUUGAUUCGUGAAUUCAACUUAUACAUUCCAGCGAGUUAUAUUUGCGUCUACAUGUCUACCACUGCCUGAAAAAUAUCUCCUACGUAGCCUGAGGUAUUCAAGCCGCAUUUACUAUUUAUCUUGAGCUGGAUUAGCGCUGGCUUUCUUCCAUUCCAUUUUAAGAGAGCUAAGUUCCUAUUUUGGUCGUAAUGUGUGUUUCGUCCUUAUCUAUAAGUUCAUUUUAAUUAUUGAUGUGUAGCCGGUUUUAAUUGCAUGAUGGGUUUAUCACGCAUUUAUCGUUUGAAUAAAUUACUUCACCGAGGUUAUACCAGCUAGUGCCAAUGCGGGGUCAGUUUUUUUUACUUUCUAACCCCAGAACUUGGAUAGUUCUUGCUGUGAUAUUGCACUAAAGAAAUUGAGGUUACGUUGUGUAAGGUGGACUGACGGCAGAAGUCGUCGUCUGAUUUGUCUCGAAUAAAAUUUUUAGAAACCUUUCAAAUUUGUUGGAGGAUAAUUUUGUUGCUCGAGGAUACGUUCAAUGAUUGACAAGAUCUUGAGACCGAAGUGAAGUACGAACGAGUUCUCAUAAAAAAAAACGCGCACAAAAAUAUUCUACCUCACGUGUUGAGUAACAUGCGGCAGUAGAAACCAGCUUGUUUGUUUUGCCAGGGUAGAUGGCGUUAUGAAGGAUAUAAUGAACGAGCUUAUAUUUAAUAGUAAUUAAAAGUACGUAAAUUCGACAAUUUAGUCCCAUUAUUCGUCAUAUUGUAUAGCGCGUUGAUUGACAGUCGCCGAUGCUCCAGAAAAGGUGGGGGCGAUUAAUACACGGGGGCGAUUAAUUGAGUCGACUACAGUUUUGCAGACUGAUAGCCUAUCCUAUACACGAGGAGAGCGAUUUCAGUACAGUGCGCUAGUGCUACGUUGGGUGUUUUCGAGUAAGGUGUUUGCGUGGUGGAGGCAAGCGAGAGCUGUGCGCGCUACAGUGGGUAAGUGAGAGCGACGCAGCUAUGCUCAGUAUGAAGGCAGUUACUGGGCACACACGACUGCUUCAAAACCACUAAAGUUCCUCUGCGUGCAAUGCACCAGCUAGUUACCUCUUGAUUAAGACGUCAAUCAUCACAAAUUUUAGUUGCGUCGACUAGUUGACGCAACUAUUCGCCUCGUGUACAAGCACCUUAAUACAUGGGAAGCAAAUCGCAGUCAUAGAAUUUCUUGUUGGAAUCAGACGCAUACCAUUAAAAUAAAAUGCAAUCGUUUAUCUAAUCGUGCGGUCUGGAGUGUUUGUCAAUAAUCUAGGUUUUACAUUUAGAACAUUACUUAUAUUUUUCUAUUCAAUACUAUCUGCAAUGUAACUCUUAAUGCUCUCAAUGAUAUUAAGAACUAGUCGCUGAAGUAGUGAAACUGCUGUGCAAAUAUAUAUUAUCAAAUUGUUGGCAACGCACAACCUCAAAUUAACCUGACACGAAUAAACAAGUAUCGCGUCAGGACGAUAUUACAAUUUACUGAGCUGUG
Molecule: messenger RNA, 3736 nt
Organism: Hyalella azteca
Lineage: Eukaryota; Metazoa; Arthropoda; Malacostraca; Amphipoda; Hyalellidae
Product: transmembrane protein 104
Exons: 12
Coding region: 172-1881 (569 amino acids)
Source: RefSeq, a predicted model, not a curated record